Molecule: messenger RNA, 7356 nt
Organism: Apodemus sylvaticus (European woodmouse)
Lineage: Eukaryota; Metazoa; Chordata; Mammalia; Rodentia; Muridae
Gene: Cacna2d1
Product: calcium voltage-gated channel auxiliary subunit alpha2delta 1
Exons: 38
Coding region: 316-3555 (1079 amino acids)
Cellular component (GO): L-type voltage-gated calcium channel complex
Molecular function (GO): voltage-gated calcium channel activity
Source: RefSeq, a predicted model, not a curated record
GGCGACCGCGGAUAAAUCAGGGAGGCGAGCACCGCGAGCCAGAGCGCGCGGGCGCCGGCAGGCUGGCCGAGCUCUGUUUCCACAGUCGCCCUUGAUGGCGGCGCAGGAGAGGCAGCCGUGGCACGGAGCAGCAGCCACGCGCUAGAGAGUCCGCCCGGCCCCGCCCGGCCCGCCCGGCCGCCCGCCCGUGCCCUGCCCGCUUCUCCCCGCGCGCCCUCCGGCAGACGUCGGCGCCCCGGCUCGGUCCCUCGGCCGCCGCGUGCAGCUCCGCCGCCCCCGGGCCGGCAGGGAGGGCGCUGAUCUUCGAUCGCGAAGAUGGCUGCUGGCUGCCUGCUGGCCUUGACUCUGACACUUUUCCAAUCUGGGCUGAUCGGCCCCUCGAGCGAGGAGCCCUUCCCUUCGCCCGUCACUAUCAAGUCAUGGGUAGAUAAGAUGCAAGAAGACCUUGUCACACUGGCGAAAACAGCCAGUGGAGUGACUCAGCUUGCUGAUAUUUAUGAAAAAUACCAAGAUCUGUAUACUGUGGAGCCAAAUAAUGCACGCCAACUCGUUGAAAUUGCAGCCAGAGACAUUGAGAAACUUCUGAGCAACAGAUCUAAAGCCCUGGUGCGCCUGGCUAUGGAGGCAGAGAAAGUCCAAGCAGCCCACCAAUGGAGAGAAGAUUUUGCAAGCAAUGAAGUUGUCUACUAUAACGCUAAGGAUGAUCUUGACCCUGAAAGAAAUGAGAGUGAGCCGGGCAGCCAACGGAUUAAACCUGUUUUUAUUGAAGAUGCUAAUUUUGGACGCCAGAUAUCCUAUCAGCAUGCAGCGGUCCAUAUUCCCACAGACAUCUAUGAGGGCUCAACCAUAGUGUUAAACGAACUCAACUGGACAAGUGCCUUAGAUGAGGUUUUCAAAAGAAAUCGAGAUGAAGACCCUACGUUGCUGUGGCAAGUGUUUGGCAGUGCCACUGGCCUGGCCCGGUAUUAUCCAGCUUCUCCAUGGGUGGAUAAUAGUAGAACUCCAAACAAGAUUGAUCUAUACGAUGUACGCAGAAGACCAUGGUACAUCCAGGGAGCUGCAUCCCCCAAGGACAUGCUUAUUCUCGUGGACGUGAGUGGAAGCGUGAGCGGAUUAACUCUGAAGCUCAUCCGAACGUCUGUCUCGGAGAUGUUAGAAACCCUCUCGGAUGAUGAUUUCGUGAAUGUAGCGUCAUUUAACAGCAAUGCUCAGGAUGUAAGCUGUUUCCAGCACCUGGUUCAAGCGAACGUGAGAAACAAGAAGGUGUUGAAAGAUGCUGUGAAUAACAUUACAGCAAAGGGAAUAACAGAUUACAAGAAAGGCUUUAGCUUUGCCUUUGAACAGCUACUUAACUAUAAUGUUUCCAGAGCUAAUUGCAAUAAGAUCAUCAUGUUAUUCACGGAUGGAGGAGAAGAGAGAGCCCAGGAGAUAUUUGCCAAAUACAAUAAAGACAAAAAAGUCCGUGUGUUUACAUUUUCUGUUGGUCAACAUAAUUAUGACAGAGGACCUAUUCAGUGGAUGGCUUGUGAAAAUAAAGGUUACUAUUAUGAGAUUCCGUCCAUUGGUGCAAUAAGAAUUAAUACUCAGGAAUAUCUAGAUGUUCUGGGAAGACCAAUGGUUUUAGCCGGUGACAAAGCAAAGCAAGUCCAAUGGACGAAUGUGUAUUUGGAUGCCCUGGAGCUGGGUCUUGUCAUUACUGGAACUCUACCAGUCUUCAACGUCACUGGCCAAUCUGAAAAUAAGACAAACUUAAAGAACCAAUUGAUUCUUGGGGUGAUGGGAGUUGAUGUGUCUCUGGAAGAUAUUAAGAGAUUGACACCACGUUUUACACUGUGCCCCAAUGGCUACUAUUUUGCAAUUGAUCCUAAUGGUUAUGUCUUAUUGCAUCCAAAUCUUCAGCCAAAGGAGCCAGUCACACUGGAUUUUCUCGAUGCUGAGUUAGAGAAUGAAAUCAAAGUGGAGAUUCGAAAUAAAAUGAUAGAUGGAGAAAGUGGAGAAAAAACGUUCAGAACUCUGGUCAAGUCUCAAGAUGAGAGAUAUAUCGACAAAGGAAAUAGAACAUACACAUGGACACCUGUCAAUGGCACAGAUUACAGUUUGGCCUUGGUAUUGCCAACCUACAGUUUUUACUAUAUAAAAGCCAAAAUAGAAGAGACAAUAACUCAGGCCAGAUAUUCGGAAACACUGAAGCCAGACAAUUUUGAAGAAUCUGGCUAUACUUUCAUAGCACCAAGGGAAUACUGCAAUGAUCUUAAACCUUCAGAUAAUAACACUGAAUUUCUUUUGAAUUUCAAUGAAUUUAUUGAUAGGAAAACUCCAAACAACCCUUCCUGUAAUACAGAUUUGAUAAAUAGAAUCUUGCUGGAUGCAGGUUUUACAAAUGAACUUGUCCAAAAUUAUUGGAGUAAGCAGAAAAAUAUCAAAGGAGUGAAGGCACGCUUUGUGGUGACAGACGGUGGGAUUACAAGAGUUUAUCCCAAAGAGGCUGGAGAAAAUUGGCAAGAGAACCCAGAGACAUAUGAGGACAGCUUCUACAAACGGAGCCUAGAUAACGAUAACUACGUUUUCACCGCGCCCUACUUUAACAAAAGUGGACCUGGUGCAUAUGAGUCUGGAAUUAUGGUAAGCAAAGCUGUAGAGCUGUAUAUCCAAGGAAAACUUCUUAAGCCUGCAGUUGUGGGAAUCAAAAUUGAUGUAAACUCCUGGAUAGAAAAUUUUACCAAAACUUCAAUCAGGGAUCCGUGUGCUGGUCCAGUUUGUGACUGCAAAAGAAACAGUGAUGUAAUGGACUGUGUCAUUCUAGAUGAUGGUGGAUUUCUUUUGAUGGCCAAUCAUGAUGAUUACACUAAUCAGAUCGGACGUUUUUUUGGAGAGAUUGACCCGAGCAUGAUGAGACACCUGGUUAAUAUAUCACUUUAUGCAUUCAAUAAAUCAUAUGACUAUCAGUCAGUGUGCGAUCCAGGGGCAGCACCAAAGCAAGGGGCGGGACAUCGCUCAGCAUACGUGCCAUCGAUUGCAGACAUACUUCAGAUUGGCUGGUGGGCCACUGCUGCUGCCUGGUCUAUUCUCCAGCAGCUGCUCUUGAGUUUGACAUUCCCACGGCUCCUUGAGGCAGUUGAGAUGGAGGAAGAUGACUUCACAGCCUCCCUGUCUAAGCAGAGCUGCAUCACGGAACAAACCCAGUACUUCUUUAAGAACGACACUAAAUCAUUCAGUGGUUUACUGGACUGUGGCAACUGUUCCAGGAUCUUUCAUGUAGAGAAACUUAUGAACACCAACUUAGUAUUCAUAAUGGUGGAGAGCAAAGGGACAUGCCCGUGUGACACACGGUUGCUCAUGCAAGCGGAGCAGACUUCUGAUGGCCCAGAUCCAUGUGACAUGGUUAAGCAGCCCAGAUACCGAAAAGGACCUGAUGUCUGCUUUGAUAACAAUGUGCUGGAGGAUUAUACUGACUGUGGUGGUGUUUCUGGAUUAAACCCUUCCUUAUGGUCUAUCUUUGGACUCCAAUUUAUACUCCUUUGGCUGGUAUCUGGCAGCAGACACUACCUAUUGUGACCUUCUAAACCCCAGAUCUGCAACUAAAUUCCAAGCCCUGCCAAAACAUGAGCCCUCAGUUGCAUUAAAUAGAGUCCGUUGAUGAAGCGACACAGAACCUUAGCUGGGUCUCUACCAUGACGUAACUGUAAGGCUUAGAUUCUUGACCAUCACUGGCUGCAUGUCAGGGUGUUGGAAACUGAAACUUGUGUGAAUAUGCUGCAUCAUCUAUGUCUAACAUCAAAGCAAAACUCUACUUGUUCUCUGUGGGAGGUUUGGGAGUUCCCUGUUGCACUGUUGGAGAUGACUUGUAAAAGGCUCCCCCAGGCACGCAGGCCUUAUGAAAAGAAGCGGUCUUGACUUUGACCUAGCAUUUCAACCUGCUGGAGUUUUACCAAGAAGAAGAAGAAAAAAGAAAACCCUAGUGAAGGCCAAUGAUAUUUUUGCCUUCACUUAUUUGCUGUUCAAAAGUAAUUCCUGCUGUGAGUAGUUAUUAAACAGAGAAAGAGGGAGGGAGGGGGAAAUUGCAUUGGUUUAAACUGAUGAAAUACAAACUAAUGGCUAAUUUUCUACCAAAAAAUUUGCCAUGAAUAAAAUGCCUUAUAAAAGAAUGACUUCUCUGCCAAAAACAAAACACAACUGUGACCAGUUGAAUUUGGAUAAGGUCUGAAGUGCUGGUUUGAAACCGAGGAAGGAAUAAGAUAAAGGUGCUUGUGGGUGAAAUUGGAAUUCAUGAUACAUUUCCUCAUAAAUGUAAGCCCUUAACUGCGUGAUGUAACGUCCCUUUUGUUCACAGUAAAGUCAUGUAGUGCUAGCCAGAUAUUUAACAUGCUCUAAGAGAAGCUUGUUGGGGGGGGAGGGGAAAUGUUUUCCUUGUGGUUAAUGAACUUGGGUUGCCAAGGGUAUUUUGCAUGAUGCUGCUGCUAUUUUAACUUUCUGGUUUGUUUUUCUUCUUACUGUAGAGUAUAGUCCAUUGACAAGUUAACUGGGUGACAUAUUGUCAUGUAAGAAUCUGAACCUUGCAGUGUACAUGCACUUAAGUCAUCCUUAACAUGUUGUUAAACUACUCUGAAUAUACUGUGCAAUGUCAAUGCCGAACGGCUGGGUUAGGCAGACGGCGAAGCGAGAAUUCAUGGAUUUUAUACAGACUCAUGCUUUUGCCUGAAAAACCUAUGUACAGAUAUUUUAAGUACCAUAAAUCAGAUUUAACACAUUUAUUUUUUGAAAGGCACAUAUACGUUCUCAAUGAAGAUUUAUCCUAGGUUUCCUCUCUGUUCCUUUCAAUAGUAGCAUGUACGAUCUAGAAACUGCUGCUUUUGCUGCUUCUGCCCUCCAUUUUGGUAUGAUCCUAUGACCAAAAUUCUGGUAAAACUUCAUGAGGGUUUUUACAUUAACCUGAACAAAUAGGAAACCUGGAAUCUAUGUGUAUGCACAUGAACACUUGAUUGUGAAUAAUAAAAUUUGUUUUUAUACAGCCUCCUUGGUGAAAAGCAUUAGCGUAGUAGAUCAGAAAUUUCAUUAUAGAUUAAUAUGGUAGCAAAACUUUAUUUAUGCUUCUAAAAAUUAUUUUCAGGAAUAAACAGUAUUUGAAGAAUGGGUAAAAACAAUGAAUGUGUCUAGGGAGAGUUAUUUUACUGUAAGCUGAAAGUAUACAUAUAUUUUUUAUGGUGAAUGAAAUUUUCUUUUAUUUUUAGUUAAACAUGCCAAGUAUUGGUGUGUGCAUAUGCUGGAAAUUUUCAUAUUUAUCAUUUUCCCCUCUGAAUUAUUUACAUUAUCCAGCAUACUUUAAUAUGCUCCACAUAUCAAUGUUGCAAUCAACACUUUAACAUAGUUUAUUGUUUUGUUUAUAGCUUUGCAUCCAUUGUAAUUCCUUCCUACCACCAUGGUAGACUGAGUAACAUUUGUGUACAUUUUGUAAGCUAAUAUUUUGCUUUAAAUCAAAAGGGAAGGAAGGGCAAUGGUGUCACUCUGCCAAUUAUUGUUCUAAGAAAUUACAUCAGUCACCACUUCUAAAGCGUUGUCACUUUUUAAUCUAUUCAUAACUGCUGUUCACAUUUUAGAAAAUAAGAAAGUGGUGUAAAGGUAAAGGAAAUAUGUCUAAGUCAUGAUGUUUGUUGAUUACUUCAAAUGUAUUAUUACCUUUACCUAGGCUAAUUUACAUCAUGCACAUGUAUGGGAAGGGAACUGCUAGUUUGCACAUAUAAGUGAUACACAUAAAAAACCAUUGAAUUGCUUCUGGCAAACAACAAUUUACCUUAAAUUAUGUUUAAAGUGUAUUGACUGUGAUUUUCAUGGCUAAUGUCACUUAUAGAGUGUAUUAACACCAAUGAAAUCAUUGUGGUGUGAAUCACUGUUGAACGUGGCAUCUCUUGGCAGAGCCCUGUUUAGUUUGAGUUCUAUAUCUUUACAACUAUAUACAUGGUAACAAAUUGGGCACAAACACACCCUCUGACUAAAAUUUGCUUUCAUGACAGAUAUGAAUAUUUUUGCGUUUUCACAUGUUUUUAAUGACAGCAACACUCAUUUCAUCAAAAUUACUAUAUUAAAUUUCACAUUUUUCUGCAAAUUCUGUUGACAAAAAAUAGUAUAGUCUGUUAUUCCCAGAAACAAAACUAUAUAAAAGAUCAUUUUAAAAAGGUUUUAAACUGUUUUUCCUUAGUUAAUUGUUGCUAUACUCAUGUAGUUCAGUGUACUUUGUCGCGUAAACAAAGUCAAAACAAGUCCUGCAUUGGUGUUGAGUAGCAGAAAAGAAUUUUUGCAUAAAUGGCUUCAUCUUUUCUUCAUUUGAACAACCAGCAUUACUGCCAAACACCAAUCGUGGUCCAUAUUUGUACCAGGUUUUUAACAUGACAUAGUUAGCAAGUUUGAUUGAAGAGAUUUUUAGGUCCUGGGCCUACAAGAUUUUAGUAUGGUCUUUUUUCAUGUUUCUAAUGCUUGAAGCAUUAUUGCUUACCUUGGGAAACACAGCGUUCCUGCCAUUUGUAAGUUUUCCUAUAUAUAAUAUUCCUUUUAUUAACUGUAAAACUGGCCUUACGGGGUUCAAAUAGGCAGUAUCCCUUUUAAGUGACCUUUGCAACCCAAGUGUUACUUGCUUAUUUGAUGCUCUCUCGUGCUUUACAUCUCAUUUGAAUGCCUGUCUUGGAGUCACCAAAGCUUAAAUUCUACAUCUUAAUUUAAAACUAAAAGCAUAGAGUCUAACCUAGCAAAACACAAUGGAUUUUGUGAUUUUUUUCCCACUUGCCCCCAAAUUCCCAAUAUUUUUUCGUUAGUUGGAACUUGCAUUGUUUUCCACGGCAGAAUGUUGAUGUUGUCAAUAUUCAGUGUACAUUUCUGUAAAGAGCGAAUCACUAAAACAGGACUAUCAGGUGGUGAAAAUGUCCAGAAUUUUGCAGAAAUAGAUAGCUGUUACCGGUGGUUUCAUCUACCUUGGUUUUAGUUCACAUAAAAAAAAAAAGAACCAUGGAAAUUCCACCGAGGCUCUUGGCACGCUGUCCUCUGUAGAUGCCAACUGAGUUUCCAGUGUGACCUGGCAAAGCUGUCCUUUCCUUGUGCGGUGUGACUGUGGGAUCAUGUUUUAGGGAUUCUUUUCAUGAAAUGCUCAUUGUGCACCAAGCAAAACGCCAAGUGGCUUUUGUGAACAACACAUUUUUUUUCCUCCCCUUAUUAUGUUCUCUGGACACUUUUGUGGAAAUUAACUAGUCGGAUGAACACAUUUUGUAAAAAUUUGUAUAAUACUGUUAUAAAAAAUAUUUAUAAUCCCAGAAAAUGUUGUGUUAAAUCUUGUGCAAAAACAGUAUAUUCAGAAUAAAAGUUUAUCAUUGA